CUUCUCUCUCCCAUUGCUUCCUCUCUCUAAUUGCUUGAAGGCAAAGACUUUCACAUCUCUCCAUCUUAUAUAUAAACACAUCCUCACGGAAUCUAAAGGAGAUUAGGGUUUUGAUUCCAAUCUCAAUCAGCGAUGGAUCGACCUAGCAACGGAGGAAUCUUGUACCACGAGGUUCAAGAAGCCAAUCUCUGCGCCGUCCACUGCGUCAACACCGUCCUCCAGGGACCUUUCUUCUCCGAAUUCGAUCUCGCCGCCGUCGCAUCCGAUCUCGAUGGGAAGGAGCGCCAGGUCAUGCUCGAAGGCGCCGCCGCGGGAACUUUUGCGGCCGGCGAUUUCUUCUCUGAGGAGUCUCAUAACGUUUCUCUCGGCGGCGACUUCAGUAUCCAGGUCUUGCAAAAGGCAUUGGAAGUGUGGAAUUUACAAGUGAUUCCGCUCAAUUGCCGUGACGCAGAGCCUGCGCAGAUAGACCCUGAGCUUGAAAACGCUUUCAUCUGCCACUUGCAUGACCAUUGGUUUUGCAUAAGGAAAGUGAAUGGAGAAUGGUAUAACUUUGACAGCCUCCUCGCUGCACCGCAGCACCUGUCGAAAUUCUACCUUUCUGCGUUUCUCGACUCUCUCAGAGGCUCAGGAUGGAGCAUCUUCAUAGUGACAGGAAACUUCCCACAGGAGUGUCCCUUGUCUUCUUCUGAGGCUUCAAACGGGUUUGGUCAGUGGCUUUCUCCUGAGGAUGCAGAGAGGCUGUUAAAGACCACUGGCGCGGUUAGGAGUUCUUCUUCUGCGAGUGGAAACAGAACUAGUGAUAAUGUUGAUCAACAGAGGCCUUAUGAGGCAUUGUCAAGGGAGGAAGUGAGGGCUUUUUCAGAGAUGGAGGAUGAUGACUUGAAGGCAGCGAUUGCAGCGAGUUUGUUAGAUGCUUGUGCGGCUGGUGCUAAUCCUGGAUCUGUUGGGACUUCUCAAGAGGAAACUGAGAAACAAACUGUUGGGACUUCUCAAGAGGAAACUGAGAAAGAAAAGUAGCAGAGAAGAUAGAGAACAUGGCAUUUUCAUUGAUGUGAGUGAAGGAACAUUCACUUGUUUUUUAUGUUUUUUGUUUUUGUUUUUGAUAUGAACAAUUUUACAUACAGAACAACAUAGAAGCUUACAUUGAACAGAAACCAAAUGGUUUGUAAUAUGGUGUUUUGUUUGAGUUCUAUUUUUUUGGUAAAUUCUGA
This is a messenger RNA of Eruca vesicaria subsp. sativa (arugula), 1211 nucleotides long. The record is from the annotation of a GenBank genome assembly. Lineage: Eukaryota; Viridiplantae; Streptophyta; Magnoliopsida; Brassicales; Brassicaceae.